Anguilla anguilla (European eel) is the source of this 2839-nucleotide messenger RNA. RefSeq names its product aarF domain containing kinase 5 (gene adck5). The record is from RefSeq and is a predicted model, not a curated record. The transcript is spliced from 15 exons. Bases 226 to 1965 code for a protein of 579 amino acids. Lineage: Eukaryota; Metazoa; Chordata; Actinopteri; Anguilliformes; Anguillidae.
CGUACGCUCUGCGUACACUAACCCUACAGUUUUCUUUUUUUGCCAAUGCUGUACAUGCACUCAUCAGUCAGGCUCAAUGACAGUGGUCAGGCUAACAUGAAGCGGAGACAGCGUACUACAGACGGUUGCGACUUACGUGUAGUAAGAGCUACCCGGCAAGGACAAGCUUUUUAGCGGCUUUACGACACUCUUCAGGUGUAGCGAGAUACAGGGUGACAACAAAAUAUGGCUGGGAAGGCUUUCAGAGCGUUGCACCUUUGUCGGCAUCACAUGGCCUUGCUGCGCGGAUGCACGCAUGCAGACUCCAGCAUUCUGCUACGAAGACCCUUCAGUUCAGGCCGAGGAGGCAAGAGAAGAGGAGUGCUUAAGACUAUGCUGCUGGGAGUCUCUGUGGGUGUGCCCCUAGUGGUGGGAGUCCGAUACGCCAUAUCUGAACCUCGCGAGAGGCGGAAAAUGAAGGUUUUGGUGGAGGGCAUCGGCCGCUUCUGUAGGUCUCUAUAUGUUGGAAUCUUGAUUUCAGUGGAUUAUUGGUGGACAUCAAAUGUAACACUCCGCGGCUUAGAAGAGAGCAGUUUGGCCUUUUCCAAGGGGAUGUCGGAGUGCCACCAGAGGGCGGCAGACAACAUAGUGAACGGGGCCGUGCAGAACGGGGGCCUGUAUAUCAAACUGGGCCAGGGCCUGUGUUCCUUCAACCACCUGCUGCCCCCCGAGUACAUCCGCACCCUGCAAGUACUGGAGGACAAGGCCCUCAACAGGAGGUACAAGGAGGUAGAUGCACUCUUUCAGGAGGACUUCAACACUACGCCUGACAGGAUGUUCAAGACGUUUGACUAUGAGCCAGUAGCAGCAGCAAGCUUGGCGCAAGUACACAAAGCAGAGUUGCAUGAUGGGACGCCAGUGGCUGUGAAGGUGCAGUACAUUGACCUCAGAGACCGGUUUGAUGGUGAUAUCCGAACACUGGAAGUUCUCUUGGAUGUUAUAAAGUUCAUGCAUCCAAGUUUUGGGUUCCGAUGGGUCUUGAAGGACCUGAAGGGAACGUUGGCUCAGGAGCUGGACUUUGAAAACGAAGGCAGGAACUCCGAACGAUGCGCGCAGGAUCUCAAGCACUUUAAAUUUGUCGUCGUCCCUAAGGUGUUCUGGGAACAAACGAGCAAGAGGGUGCUGACGGCAGAGUUCUGCGAAGGCUGCAAAAUAAACAACCUAGAAGAAAUCAAGAGGCAGGGGUUGAGCUUAAAGGACACGGCCGACAAGCUGAUCCGUACCUUCGCCGAGCAGAUAUUUUACACCGGCUUCAUUCACGCCGACCCCCAUCCCGGCAACGUGUUGGUGAGAAGAGGUCCAGAUAAAAAAACAGAGCUCGUUCUUUUGGACCAUGGACUGUACGAACGCCUCAGCAAAAGUGACAGAGCGGCUCUGUGCAAGCUGUGGCGCGCCAUCGUCCUGCGAGAUAAAGCCGCUAUGCAGACAUACUCCAACGACCUGGGGGUCAAAGAGUACUUCCUGUUCUGCGAGAUGCUGCUGCAGCGGCCAAUCAACAUGCAGGAGCUGGGCCUGGCAAACAUCCUGAGCCGGGAGGAGACGUCCUACAUGCGGGAGAUGGCCGUGCACCACUUCGACAGCGUCAUGCAGGUGCUCAAGUCCCUGCCCCGCCCCAUGCUGCUGGUCUUCCGCAACCUCAACACGGUGCGCAGCAUCAACAUCGCCCUGGGGGCGCCCGUCGACCGCUACUUUGUCAUGGCCAAGAGCGCUGUGGGGGGCUGGGGGCGCAUCCAAGUGGAGGAGUCCAGAGUGCUUCCUACCCUCAGGCUGUUUGGCUGGCUCUGGACGGCGUGGGAGAGCGUCAAAUUUGAGUGUGCUUUACGGUCAGAGAUGGCGAUUAUGAGCCUGACGAGAUCGCUGCUCUACCUGCUGUCCUACUUUGGCUUGGUAUCACUGGGUGAAGAGGUGCAGCAGUACCUGCAGUGAGCGAGGCUCCGUCUCUUUACCUCCUGGAAUGACGUGGUGCAGGCACCUACCUGGACUGUAAGGCAUGACAUGACCAAUUCACUCACGCCCAGCACAGAAAGACGCAGUAUGCUCCAUGAAAGCCUGGGAAGUAAAUGGACUGUUUCCUUUAACAGCUGACCUGGGUUGGUCUGUUUAGUUUAAACGCUGACCUGGGUCGUUCCCAUUAUCAUUCAGUCGCUAUUGGCAAAGGACCAGGACUGCCAAAAUCCAUUCACCUGUUCAACUCUAAUGCCAUUAAACGCAUGUAACGACCAGUAAAGUGCCAAGAUGACAUCAAUACCUUUCAAGAAAAAUCCCAUCAGGUUUAUACGCUUUUUGAAACCUCAUUUUAUACUGGUCAAAAUGAAUUGCGGUAAGCAGCAACAUACUUCAUUGUGCAUUUAUAUUUACCGGAUUGUUGCCUUUAGCAGUGCUUUUAAGCAUUUUCAAGGGUCUUGGAAGGAUCUCUUGUAAUCUGAUUUUAGUUGGCUUAAAACAAAAGGAACAAGAGCUUGAUUUGGAAAACAGUUUCAUAUAUUGCAAAUGGCAUCGCUUACCUCAAGAUAUAUUGUGCAAAAAUACACAGGGACACAUUUCAAAUCAACGCUUUUCUUCUCAAGAUAAAAAGUGCAGCCAAUGACAAUACAAAAACUGACUGAGGUCUAAAUAAUUCUGAAUUUGGUUGUGCUGUAGCAAACAUUUUAAAAAUAAUUGUGUUGUUCAUCCAUCUCCAAAACUCUUCAAUUGUGAUGAAUUUGUUUUGAUAAUAGAAUUUGAAUCUUAUCUGUGUAUUACAUGGACCAAGUCUACUUCAUCUUAACUAAUGCAUUUAAUAAAAUAACUAAAAUAUUAA